Molecule: messenger RNA, 1073 nt
Organism: Mytilus californianus (California mussel)
Lineage: Eukaryota; Metazoa; Mollusca; Bivalvia; Mytilida; Mytilidae
Product: DNA topoisomerase 3-beta-1-like
Exons: 8
Coding region: 102-1073 (323 amino acids)
Biological process (GO): DNA topological change
Cellular component (GO): nucleus
Molecular function (GO): DNA topoisomerase type I (single strand cut, ATP-independent) activity; DNA binding
Source: RefSeq, a predicted model, not a curated record
UGGUAAUUCAAUAUGUCAGCGCCCAUAGUUAAGUUUGACACUUGACAAAUGAAGAAUUUAUGUAUUUUCUAGUGUCUGUGAAGUAUAUAUAAAACUGCAACAUGAAGACCGUACUGAUGGUUGCUGAGAAACCGUCUCUAGCCCAGUCGAUUGCUAAGCUGUUAUCCAAUGGGCAGAUGAACAGUAGAAAAGGGUCAAAUGGAGCCUGUUCUGUCCAUGAAUACAGAGGUGUUUUUCCUCCAACGGGAGAAAAUGUGUUCUUCAAAAUGACGUCUGUUUGUGGUCAUGUUUAUGGUCUUGAUUUUGUUGGAAAGUACAAUAGCUGGGAUAAGGUUGACCCGAGUGAGUUGUUUACUGGACCAACACACAAAAAAGAAGCAACAGAAAAGUUAAGGAUGCCAACUUUUCUAUCAAAAGAGGGUAGAGGUGUAGAUUUCCUGGUGUUAUGGUUAAAUUGUGACAAGGAAGGAGAAAACAUUUGUUUUGAAGUAAUGGAAUGUGUAGAACAAAGUAUGAAUCGGGGAUUUGGACAGUGCUAUUACGGACAAAGAUAUAAAAGUUCCAUGAAUAGACUUGGUGAACCAAAUAAAAAUGAAGCUUUAUCUGUUGAUGCCAGACAGGAACUAGACUUGAGAAUUGGCUGUGCCUUUACCAGAUAUCAAACUAAAUUCUUUCAGGGUAAAUAUGGAGAUUUAAACAGUACCCUGAUAUCUUAUGGACCAUGCCAAACACCUACUUUAGGAUUCUUUGUGGACAGACAUGAUAAAAUACAGUCUUUUAAACCAGAGGCUUACUGGGUCAUUAACUUACAGAUAACUCACCCUGGUGGACGUAGUAUUUAUCUGGACUGGGACAGAGUCAGAAUCUUUGAUAAAGAAGUAGCACAGAUGUUCCUUAAUAUGAUAAAAUCUGCUGACUCAGCAAGAGUUACAAAGGUUGUACAAGAGGAAAAGUUCAAAGGUCGACCACAAGCUCUAAAUUCUAUAGAAAUGUUAAGAUCAGCUAGUUCUGGACUAGUUUCUGUAGUAUUGAGAUCAUACCAGGAAUAUCAGGUAUAUCAGAUGACAACAUAG